AUGAAACUUAAUUUCGCCAAUCCGGCGACAGGUCAACAAAAAAUGUUCGAAAUCGAUGAUGAGAAGAAAUUGCGCAUGUUUUACGAUAAGCGUAUGGCGCAAGAAGUUGAGAUCGACGCCCUGGGAGAGGAGUGGAAGGGAUACAUUGUCCGCAUCACUGGAGGAAAGCACAAAGCAGGUUUCACUAUGAAGCAGGGAGUUGAGCAGCGGUCGAGUCCGUCUACUGCUCGCAAGGGUGACUACUUGUUAUCGACCAAGAAAGGCUGGAGAGCGAAAAGAGGAAGUCUGUUCGUGGAUGCAUUGUUGACGCCAACCUGUCCGUGCUGUCUCUCGUUGUGGUGA
This is a messenger RNA of Ostertagia ostertagi, 342 nucleotides long. The record is from the annotation of a GenBank genome assembly. NCBI's taxonomy places the organism in Eukaryota, Metazoa, Nematoda, Chromadorea, Rhabditida, Trichostrongylidae.